UUAUUUAUUUCCAGGUCAAUAAGUUGGUAUCUUUUAAUGUAUAUUCAUAUUCUAUAAAGUAAAAGAAAAGAGAGGACAAAGUGUAUUGAAAGUAUACACGGAUUGGAAUUAUUUACAGUGGUCAUGGCGGUUUAUUUUACAACUAGGGAUAAGUAGAUAAUAAUGAAGGGAAUAUUAAAACUAGAAAUACAUAUCUCUUUUUAGAAAUUUUGCAUUGUUACCAAUAUGAAACUAUACAACUACACAACACUGUGUAUAGCGACUGGAUUCUUUAUUUGGCACAUUGUAAGUAAUAAUGAUAUAGUUUCUCACACCAAAGGAGUACUAAAUAACAACUCAAUAAUUUUUUCGUUUUAGGUUCCAUUUACCAGAACUUAAAAUACUUCGAGACAUUACAUGUAUCUCAGUUGACCCAUCAUAUUGUAAAACGAGGAGCGAAGUUGUCAAGCCAUCCCUUUAAUACAAUUAAAGAACUACAUUUUCAAACUCUUGGGAAAAGUUUUAGAUUGAUUCUUCAUCCCCACAACUCAGUUUUGCAUUCAAACUUCAAAGCUUAUUCUGUUGAUGCUGAUGGGAAUAAAACGGCGAUCCAUAUUGAUCAUGACAAUUAUUACACUGGUAGAGUUUUUGGUGAGAAGAUUUCUGAUGUGAGAUUACAUAUUGAAGAUGGUCUUUUAACGGGUAUAAUAAAUACACCACAAGAAACUUAUCACAUAGAGCCAUCUUGGCGUCACUUGCCUAACUCAGAUGAUAAAAGUAUGAUAACCUACCGCUCAUCUGAUGUGAAAUUUAGUUGGUCUGACUCCACAGACGAUAAGCCAAGAGUUUGUGGAUAUGUUAAGGAAGGGAAGGAGCUAGAAGAAAAUGAAAACAAGGAAGACAAUAAUCUAGAAUCAAAGCAGGAGCAGUCUGAAAAAGAUAAAUAUUUUGACCAAAAUCAAAAUAGCCAUGUUAAGGAGUCAAGUGGUGCAAAGAAGAGAAUUAAGCGGCAGAGCGAUUAUGAGUAUACACCAACCAAGACCAGAUGUCCGUUACUCCUGGUGGCAGACUACAGAUUCUUUCAGGAAAUGGGAGCCAGCAAUACAAAGACUACUAUCAGCUAUUUAAUAAGUCUUAUUGAUCGGGUGCAUAAAAUAUAUAAUGAUACAGUGUGGCAAGAUCGGCAGGACGCAGAUGGGUUCAAGGGCAUGGGUUUUGUUAUCAAGAAGAUAUUAGUGCAUUCGGAGCCGACGAGGGUGCGUGGUGGGGAGGCUCACUAUAAUAUGGUACGGGAGAAGUGGGAUGUACGGAACCUGCUGGAGGUGUUCAGUCGCGAGUACUCUCAUAAGGACUUCUGUCUGGCUCAUCUGUUCACGGAUCUCAAGUUCGAGGGUGGAAUCCUUGGACUUGCGUAUGUUGGAUCACCACGGAGGAACUCUGUCGGUGGAAUUUGUACUCCAGAAUACUUCAAGAACGGGUACACACUGUAUCUAAACUCCGGUCUGUCUUCGUCUCGUAACCAUUACGGCCAGCGUGUUAUAACUCGCGAGGCGGAUCUGGUGACGGCUCAUGAGUUCGGUCACAACUGGGGAUCCGAGCACGACCCUGACGUGGCGGAGUGCUCCCCCGCGGCCAGCCACGGUGGAUCAUACCUCAUGUAUACUUACAGCGUCAGCGGAUAUGACGUCAACAAUAAGCGGUUCUCUCCAUGCAGCCUGCGUUCAAUCCGCAAGGUCCUUCAGGCGAAAUCUGGGCGUUGUUUCUCUGAGCCCGAGGAGAGUUUCUGCGGUAACCUCAGAGUCGAAGGCGGCGAGGAGUGUGACGCUGGGCUGCUGGGGACAGAAGACAACGACAUGUGCUGCGACAAGAACUGCAAGCUGAGGAAGAACCAGGGCGCGGUGUGCAGUGAUAAGAACUCCCCGUGUUGCGCUGGUUGUGUGUUCGCGGCGCCGGGCGUGGUGUGUCGCGAGGCAGCUCACUCCGCCUGCGAGGGAGAGGCCACUUGCAACGGAGCUUCCGCUGACUGUCCUAAGGCGCCUGCGAUAGCUGACGAGCACGAAUGCGCUGAACGCGGCCGUUGCCGCAACGGUUCGUGUGUCCCGUACUGCGAGACUCAAGGACUACACAGCUGUAUGUGUGAUAUCGUUGCGGACGCCUGUAAGCGCUGUUGCCGUAAGAGUCUAAACAAAACCUGUUUCCCGGUAGCCCACAAUGAUAUCCUGCCAGACGGCACUCCUUGCAUACAAGGCUUCUGUAACAAGGGAAUUUGCGAGAAGACUAUUCAAGACGUGGUGGAGCGGUUCUGGGAUAUAAUAGAAGAUAUCAAUAUAAACAACGUGCUGGGUUUCCUGAGAGACAAUAUCGUCGGGGUCGUCGUACUCGUCACCGCAUUCGUAUGGAUACCGGCCAGCUGUGUUAUAAGCUACGUGGAUCGACGUCGCCAAAGACAACAUCAAAAGUAUCUCGAGUGGGAGAGACAACAUGAUCUGAUACACCCUUCCGAGCCAAGGAAGAUAAUUCACGUUCGGUUGCCAAAGCAGAAGCCGCCAGGAAUGAAAACCGUCAUUCAAGGAACUAGUCAGAUAUAGUUACAGCGACACCAAUAGAAUAUGUCUGCCAGCCGUUAUUAGUACCACAAUAAAAAUAAAUCACCAAAUAUAACUUCAUUAAAUAAAACCCAGUAUUUAUUAAAUAUUUUUAUUAAGUGCAAUAAAUAUACGAUAGCACAGGCGAACCUGUUCUAGUAACGAGGUGCAAUUAAGAAUGAAUACAAGAAAGCAAAUAUUAUGUAAAUAUUCUAGUUGAGUGCAGUAGAUGUGAGUAAUGCGACGCCUCGCUCGUAGAAGGCGUGCGGCUCUUGACCCGCGGCGAUCGGCAGACGGACGGUGAACAACAGCUCUGAACGAGCGCUGUUCAAGUACACCGGCAGGGUCAAUGACUGACCCGCGCCCGCCGGCUCCGCGCCCCUGACGAUAAACACGACAUUAGAUAUUUAUAUGCAUUAAUAAAUUUUUAUAAUAAAUCAA
Danaus plexippus (monarch butterfly) is the source of this 3005-nucleotide messenger RNA. It is a transcript of the gene Tace, whose product is annotated as ADAM 17-like protease. Gene Ontology annotation, molecular function: metalloendopeptidase activity. Gene Ontology annotation, biological process: membrane protein ectodomain proteolysis; Notch signaling pathway. The record is from RefSeq and is a predicted model, not a curated record. Gene Ontology annotation, cellular component: plasma membrane. The coding region runs from base 759 to 2567 and encodes 602 amino acids. The transcript is spliced from 15 exons. Lineage: Eukaryota; Metazoa; Arthropoda; Insecta; Lepidoptera; Nymphalidae.